CCAAACUUGUGCGCACUUAAAAAGAAAAAGAAAACUAUCUCGACUAUUCGAUUCAAAAUUGGAAGAUCAUUCAUUGCUAGCGAUACCAAUUAACAACUUGCCCUUCCUUGAUUGAACUAUUUUUUUGGUUUUGAACGAAAUAACAUUUUUUCGCGGUAGCUCUUUGGUUUCGUAACCAAACUUUUUCGUUGAUCCUUUCAUUUUUUCUCUGCCCGAAUGUUGAACAUCAAGCGCGGACGAGCGAAAGCAGUCAGAAUGAAAACGUUUGUUUCUGAACGGGCUGCGGCUCAAUGUUUGUUAUGCUUCGUGUUAGCGCUGACGGUGACUGAGUGUCUUCCGCUUUUCGAGACGGCCACGGCUGCUUCCGCUGCAUCGUCAACGUCGCCCUAUGUCGAAGAUCUGCUUCGUCUCUAUAACGUUAGCAACGAAGAUGUGGAGGCUUCUCGUCAAAAGCAAAUCGCCACCCGUCAUUCCGCCAGUGUCAAUCAUCGCCAUUUGCCGCCAACCAUCAAUCGCCAUCAACAACACGAGCAGCACUUGUCGUCGCUGCACCUACCGGAGGCGGCAUCACCUGCGUCCAGUCUAGACGCUCAAAUUAUCAUUCAUCAGCGAAAUAGAUCAAAUGUGACUGUUAAUAUGAGCACCAGGUCGGCCUUUCAACGCAAACAGGAGGUCAUCCGCAACAUAUUGGAUUUUGUCAACCAAAACGGUCGUCCUCAAAUGCCAUCAGGCGGCUCGCCGCUCGGUCCGAUUCCUCCGUUCUUUUCGCCUUUCUCGCGUCCAGACGCCACAGCCGACCUCUAUGAACGUACCCGCUACCUACAGCCAUCAUGUGAAACCCCAAAACAUACGGAUGAUGAAAUGUGGUCUACAGGAGCCACUUUACCUUUAUCGCUGCACUUGUUUUUUAACCUGAGCGGCAUUCAAUCUCAAACUCGCCAUGGCUACCAACUCUACGUCACCGCGGCCAAGUUACGUCUAUUCAAAUUCGCUGAGGGAGAGGCAAUGCCAUCGACCUCUUCGCCUACGGAAUCGGCAGAUGCGAAUCUGGCGUCCGAUAGACUGGAACCGAAUGUCCAAACGUUGAAAGCCGUGCCCUUCUUCGAGCCUCCAUUGCAUGCUUCUUACGAAGAGAAAAUACGAGUUUCAGUCCACAAUUAUACUCGCGCCUUGAAACGCAAUCGUGUUCAGAAGAAGAAGUUGCUCGACUCGCAGAUGGCUUUGGCCAAAGAAGAGGGUUACAUGGAGUUGGACAUCAAGCUGGCUGCUCGAUGGUGGCUUGCCCCAGGUGGCCGUAACUUUGGACUUGUCAUCGAAGUCGAAGACACAGACGGCCAACGUAAACCAAUCACUCAAUUCUUCCGCCCGCGCAAUUGCUCUCCAGAAAGUGGUUCUGCACGGUCAGACGAACUCACCGAUCCGGCUAAUGUGGCCUCGCCUGUCCUCGAGCUAACCCUGAUUGAAAUGCCAGAAGGUAAAAGCGUGUUCGAGGUGCCAUCGAAUGCAGCCAGAGGUAGAAGCGACGACAUGGAAAGCACUAGCAAUGACGACGGUGAUGCUUUCGCCGAAUUAAUGGACGAAUCAUCCCCUAGAAGACACCGACACCAGCAUUCUGUCCAGGCUGUUCACGCUUCUCAAGAAGAACAGGCAGAUGAGGCCGUCUUUCGAGUCAACAAUCAUUCGGCAAAGCAUGGCGUGCCCUACAAUCCAACGGCUCAUCAGGUCGGCAAGCAUCACAGGACUAUGAAUCCAUCGACAAGUCGCUUGGGCCACGGUCAGGCAUUCAACCAUCGUUCCACACCGUCUCCAGUGCCUACGUUGGCUACCCUCGAAGAUCACGAUCUGUUCCGUGACACCGAAGAAGAGGAAACGACGCGUGCCGAAAUUGAUGGCUCCCGUUUCCAGUUACGCCCCACCAACCUGUUCAUGCAGAGGAUGAUGCAACACCAUCAAAGUCAGCAGCACACUCACUCGAAUUCAAAGCCGGCUCACCAUUCACGGACGAAAGACAACAGGAAGCAAUAGAUACUUAGUUCACUGGCAUCUACCAGCAUGGACGGCAUUCGUUUACGCGAGCGAAUAACAUAGAACAAAAACAAAAAAAAAAUAACUAAUGAUGUGUUGGAAUGCGCUAUGUAAAAAAAAAAGCAAAUGUAGUUAUGCCCGUACGAUCGAUUAGCGCUCGAUGGGUAAACACUGUCGAAAUUUCAUCAAUCCCCCCCCCCCCCCCACGCUCUUAUUAUUAUUAUUAUUUCCUGUUCGCUUUAGACUUUUUUUCCUUUUCGUUCCGGUCCUAUUACAGUCUGAUUGCUUGAAUCGGGGUAACGCCCAAUUUCAAGUUGAAUAUUUCAAACAAACAAACAAAAAAAAAAUGGUAAACGUACAUCAAUGAAAUAAAACUUAUUGUACCCUCCCCUUCAACACUUACAAUAACUUUUCCGCUCACGUCUUGCAUGUAAAUUAAAAAUGAAGCCAACCUUCUUAUGUCAAAAUCAAAUACCGCAGGUAUAUUACUGAUCUAGAAUUGCCGACUACGUAGACUAGACUGCAACUGUGUAACAGACGCGGCCAACCAUUCCUACCUAAUAGGUAUCCUCUCAUUCUUUUAUUAUUAUUAUUAUUAUUUUUAAAAUCCGGAAAACGAUUGGAUCUGAUAGAUCACACCGAUUCUUUAGGUUCCCGCUAAAAUUAAAUAAAAAAUUUCCAAAUCUUUUGUCCGGCCCUUUAGCUUCUUUACAGUUUUAAUUGCAAUAGCGUCAUCAUGUUAGCCUCAUAGCGCUUGAUAGAAUUCAAACUCGUUUUUGUCACUUAUACUUUUUCCAUGUCACAACAACACUCUCGCCAUUACUUUGUCAGCGUUUCCCAGUUGAACUGAGUUUGUUUUGGCGGCACAUGUACAUAUGUCAAGAAAAAUAUUUAGCACGCCAGGUACCGCGUGCUGCCCAAUGCUAAUUUAUAUACAGUGAAAAAAAAAAAUGACUAAACAAAGCAAAUCGAUGACAGUUAUAAUGGCUCCCAGACAUUACGUUCCUGUAAUAGUUCUGUCUUUCGGCAGAACCCUUGUCCCUGUUACCUAUUUAAUAUCGUUGUACGGUAUUUACAUGUGAAUAAACGUGAAAACAAACAUGA
This is a messenger RNA of Daphnia carinata, 3129 nucleotides long. RefSeq lists its product as uncharacterized. The coding region runs from base 217 to 2025 and encodes 602 amino acids. The record is from RefSeq and is a predicted model, not a curated record. The transcript has 7 exons. NCBI's taxonomy places the organism in Eukaryota, Metazoa, Arthropoda, Branchiopoda, Diplostraca, Daphniidae.